AUUCAGCGUUCGCAUUUUGUGUUCGCAUUCACACACCAAUCAAUUUUUGUGUCUGUUAUUGUUGUUUAUUACAUUAUUGGUUCUGGUAACAUUAUAAUUUCUGUAAGAUUUUGUACGAACAGAGUCGAAAUUGAUCGCGACAUACUCAAACAAGUAGUUUAUUUACGCGAUCGUGAAUACAUCGGUGAAACAAAGAGACCAAACCGAACACUUUCACCAAUUUGUUAUUUAAUCAACAUAAAAAAGAGUCAAUUCAGAUCUUCUUUUUUUAAAUAAAUUGUAAACAUCUACAAUUGUUUCUAUGGUGUUUUGACCUACGCUACACGAAAAUGGACGAUUCGCUGCAAAAUCUUACAGAAUGGAUGACACUACUGCCAGAACCAAUAAAACAAGUUCCAAUCAUUAACUUAGCCAUUCCAGGAAGUCAUGACUCAAUGUCGUAUGGUAUUAGCCGUUUGGCCAAAGUCGCACCCGAUGCUGAACCAGUCGUUAGUCAUCUGUACAAAGUCCUGCCAUGUGUUGUUCGUCGUUGGGCGAUUACACAAAAAUUGAAUGCAUUGGAGCAGCUUAACCAUGGUAUACGUUAUUUAGAUCUGCGCAUUUGUAUGCAACCAAAAAGUUUCAAUUUCUACUUUGUGCAUGGAUUGUAUUGUGAAGAAAUCACCGAGCCACUGCGAGAGAUACGAAAGUUUUUGGACGAGCAUCCCACGGAGUUUGUCAUCUUCGAUUGUCAACAUUUUUACAAUUUUUCGAACGGAGAUUAUGAUCGUCUCAACAAGAUUUUCUUCAAAAUGUUCCAAGAUAAAUUCUUCACCCCAUCAUUCGGUCCACUCACCAAGUUAACACUAGACUCGGCCAAUUCAUUGAAAAAACAAAUAUUGGUUGUGUAUCGAUAUUCGCACGUACCGCCGGAAUUUUGGGCUGGUGGCUGUUAUCCCACUCCGUGGCCAAAUCAAAUUAAUGUUAAGAAGCUGGAAGAAAGUUUAGAUGCACGUAUUAAAUAUCGAUCUCCCAAUACUGGAUAUGUCACACAAUGUGUGCUUACGCCACCUGUUAAAUACAUCGUACCAAGAUUUUACUCGUCGUUGAAGAAAAAAUGUGCGGCUAGAGUAAGCAAAAAGAUGACCGAUUGGAUAAAAUUACAAAGGCCAGGGCCAUUUUCGUUAAACAACAACCAACCGACAUCAAAUGUGUUCAUUGCGGAUUUUAUAGAAUUGAAUAAUUUUGAAUUUUGUCGCACCGUCAUCGCACUCAAUGAAAAAAUAUUCAACGGUGCGAUGACCUGCGAAUGCAACGAAAAUGAUAAAAUUAACGAUGCUGAAGAUGCGAAUGAAAUAGACGCAGAUAAAAAUGACACCGAAGGCACAAAUAUUGAAUCGUGAUUUUUUAAUUUAUUUUUAAGGACAUUUUUUUUAUUUUGAUCAAUUUUGUUCUCUAAUUUGUAGUAAUUUGUACAAAAAAACAUCGAAUCGUCAAUCUCUUUUGUAAAAGAUAUGUAUCUGGUAUUAAUGAGACCAAUUUUUGUUGGCAUUAAAUUUUAAAAAUUCCGUGAGCAAUAAAAACA
This is a messenger RNA of Contarinia nasturtii (swede midge), 1564 nucleotides long. Its product is annotated as PI-PLC X domain-containing protein 3. Gene Ontology annotation, biological process: lipid metabolic process. The transcript is spliced from 5 exons. The coding region runs from base 330 to 1382 and encodes 350 amino acids. The record is from RefSeq and is a predicted model, not a curated record. Gene Ontology annotation, molecular function: phosphoric diester hydrolase activity. NCBI's taxonomy places the organism in Eukaryota, Metazoa, Arthropoda, Insecta, Diptera, Cecidomyiidae.